CUAUCUCCUCCAACCACAACCGCCUUACACCACCGCUUCUCCGCCACCAUACACACACUCAACCACUUAACCCACAACCAAAAAAUUACGCACUUCACAUCACUUAAAAUGGGUACCGGAGACUACGAGUACCCGAAAUCCAAAUUCGAACAACAACAACAACAACCUCAUAAGGUUGCUAUUCCGCCACCUCAACCGUUUAUAAAAAGUUUGAAGUUAACUGUUAAAGAAACAUUGUUUCCAGAUGACCCACUCAGGCAGUUUAAAGGGCAGUCACAGUCUCGGAAAUUUAUACUUGGCCUCCAGUAUAUCUUCCCGUUUUUCGACUGGGCGUCGAGUUAUAACUUAAGUUUUUUUAAGUCGGAUAUUAUUGCUGGUAUUACUAUUGCAAGUUUGGCUAUUCCUCAAGGGAUUAGCUACGCGAAGCUUGCGAAUCUCCCGCCAAUUCUUGGCCUGUAUUCAAGCUUCAUUCCGCCACUAGUGUAUGCAAUGAUGGGGAGUUCAAAAGAUUUAGCAGUGGGGACGGUUGCGGUGGCGUCGCUGCUAACCGGCUCCAUGUUAGGCGCGGUGGUGAACGCCAAUGAAGAGCCAAAACUAUAUCUUCAGUUAGCUUUCACCGCGACGUUUUUCGCGGGUGUUUUACAAGCUUCAUUGGGCAUCUUAAGGCUCGGGUUUAUCGUUGAUUUCCUGUCACACGCGACGAUCAUAGGCUUCAUGGGCGGCGCUGCAACGGUUGUUUGUUUGCAACAGCUGAAAGGAAUAUUGGGUUUGGAACAUUUCACUCAUGGCACUGACCUUGUAUCAGUUUUGAGAUCUGUCUUUUCUCAAACACAUAAGUGGAGGUGGGAGAGUGCAGUUUUGGGUAUAUGCUUCCUGUUCUAUCUCUUGGUUGCUAGAUUUGUUAGCACGAAAAGACCAAAACUAUUUUGGAUAUCGGCAAUGGCGCCACUGACAUCAGUGAUUCUAGGAAGCGUUCUCGUUUAUCUCACUCAUGCCGAGAAACAUGGCGUUCAAGUGAUUGGAGAAUUGAAGAAAGGGUUAAAUCCAAUUACAAUAAUGGACUUGUCUUUUGGAUCACCAUACCUAUCUACUGCAAUCAAAACUGGCAUUGUCACGGGUGUUAUAGCCCUUGCUGAAGGAAUUGCUGUUGGAAGAAGCUUUGCCAUGUUCAAGAAUUACAACAUUGAUGGUAACAAAGAGAUGAUUGCCUUUGGCAUGAUGAACAUUGCUGGUUCAUUCACUUCUUGCUACCUCACCACGGGGCCCUUUUCACGUUCGGCUGUAAACUUCAAUGCUGGAUGCAAAACCGCGGUAUCAAACAUUGUAAUGGCUAUUGCGGUGAUGAUAACAUUGUUAUUCCUAACGCCGUUGUUUCACUACACUCCACUUGUUGUACUUUCUUCCAUUAUCAUAUCCGCGAUGCUUGGCCUUAUUAAUUAUGAAGAAGCGAUUCACCUAUGGACACUAGACAAAUUUGACUUUGUUGUAUGCAUGAGUGCAUACUUCGGUGUUGUCUUUGGGAGUGUUGAAAUUGGAUUAGUUAUCGCGGUCGCAUUGUCGUUGCUUAGGGUACUCCUAUUUGUCUCGAGGCCAAGAACAUCGACGCUAGGUCUCAUACCCGAUUCCACGAUUUAUAGAAGUAUGGAUCAAUACCAAAAUGCAAAAAGCGUUCCAGGAAUCUUGAUACUUCAAAUCGAAGCACCUAUUUACUUUGCUAACUCUAGCUAUUUGAGGGAAAGGAUUGUGAGAUGGGUUGAUGAAGAGGAAGAUAGGUUGAAGUCUUUAAAGGAGAAUGACUUGCAAUAUGUCAUUCUUGCAUUGAGUGCUGUUGGAAAUAUUGAUACAAGUGGGAUAACAAUGCUUGGAGAAGUUAAAAAGGUUAUGGAAAGAAGAGGGCUAAAGUUGGUUUUAGCGAAUCCGGGCGGAGAGGUAAUAAAGAAGAUGAACAAAGCGAAGUUGAUAGAGGUGAUCGGGCAAGAAUGGAUAUAUCUAACGGUGGGAGAGGCGGUUGGAGCGUGCAACUUUAUGCUUCAUACUUGCAAGAAUGCCGAAAAGCCAACUUCUGGAUCAGAAUCAGGAAAAGAGAGUCGAAACGACAAUAAUGUCUAGUUGGAUGUUGUUAUUUGAUCAUUUGACAGCAUUUUUCGUCGAAGGCGUAUUCGUAAUGAUAAAUAAUUUGUAUAUUGAUUAGCUUGUUUUGUCGAGUUCUUAGUUACGUAUGUAAAAUGUUCUUUGUACAGGCGUUAAUAUAAGCCUAUGAAGAACAUUUUACAAUUAGAGGGCUAUGAAAUGAAACCAAAGUUCGGUUUUAAUUAUAGUAAAUCAGGGCUAUGAAAUGAAAUCAGAGUUCGGUUUUAAUUAUAGUAAAUCAAAUAUAAUUAUGUCCC
This is a messenger RNA of Helianthus annuus (common sunflower), 2387 nucleotides long. Its product is annotated as sulfate transporter 3.1. The record is from RefSeq and is a predicted model, not a curated record. Gene Ontology annotation, biological process: transmembrane transport. Gene Ontology annotation, molecular function: secondary active sulfate transmembrane transporter activity. NCBI's taxonomy places the organism in Eukaryota, Viridiplantae, Streptophyta, Magnoliopsida, Asterales, Asteraceae. Gene Ontology annotation, cellular component: membrane. The transcript has 12 exons. Bases 109 to 2109 code for a protein of 666 amino acids.